This is a messenger RNA of Anopheles stephensi (Asian malaria mosquito), 8565 nucleotides long. RefSeq names its product paired amphipathic helix protein Sin3a (gene Sin3A). Lineage: Eukaryota; Metazoa; Arthropoda; Insecta; Diptera; Culicidae. The coding region runs from base 840 to 6656 and encodes 1938 amino acids. Gene Ontology annotation, cellular component: chromatin. Gene Ontology annotation, molecular function: transcription corepressor activity. The record is from RefSeq and is a predicted model, not a curated record. The transcript has 10 exons. Gene Ontology annotation, biological process: negative regulation of transcription by RNA polymerase II.
AGCAUCCUCCGCCAAGCAGUCGAAACGUCGCCGCAGAAGUGAACUUCGUAUAUGCAAUUGGCAGUGAAAAUCGAAGUACCGAGUGAAAAGAGUUCGCAUUUCGUUGCCGUUCUUGAACCGCUGCAGUGAGCACGCUCGCGUUCGUGAUAACACAAACCCGGAGCGGCACUGAAUAUACGUGGUGUGGUGUGCAUGUGAUUAGGCGUUUUGUGUGUUCUCGUCGCCGUGCUGUGCGGUAAUUACGCGUGUAAGAAAGCCUGCCGACUGGUAUCGCUUGUCGGAGGCCAAGCUCAUCGUUUCUGUGUGGCCAAAACGCAGUAAUGUCUGCUGUGGUCUGCUGCCACCAAGACCAAGCGCCAAGCUGGUUAACUGCAGCAUCAUGUGCGGCAUGUGCCCAUGUCCGGUCCGGAGCUAGUGUAAUCCCAGCGCGUGGCUAGUUAAGGUGCGAUAGCUGCGGCCAGGAAAACACCAUACAGACCCAUACACAACAGCAAGCAAUAUGAUAAAAGCCACAUUUUACCGAAAAGCGAUUUUCAGCAGUUUAUGGCCAUUUAUCUGAGUGCAAAUGAUUAUAAAACAGCUCAAGCAGCAUCAUCGGGCAGAAGAAGGACUGCAGCAGUUACAUCGGAGUAGUGCAAGGAUUGGCAAAAGUGUGACAGAAAAAAGGACAUUUGGGGGUAAAAAGUUUUGAAGUGAGUGAUUGGGUGAUUGGGUGAAUACGGUGUUGUGCAGUUGGUGGAAACUAUUUUACUGCGUUUAAAAGUGUGCUAGAAAAAAGAAAAAUCAUACCAGAGAAGCGCGCGCAGAAAAGAAACAAAAUAAAAGAAAAUGAACCCACCAUGAAGCGCGGGAGAACGGAAGAGAUACAAUUUGGGCAACCGCGGGUUCAGCCUCCCACGGGUCAGCAGCGUAUUAUCACGACCACACAACCGCAUAAUGUGGCCAGCAGUACUGGCACGACCAUACAGUACCAGAUCCCGCCGAACGUCAUCAAGACGUCCACACCACCAGAUUCCGUCAGUUCCGUGACGAACCUGAGCAAUCAGCAGCAAGCGACACAGCUUGUGCCAGCACAACAAGCCACUAGUGUCCAGUACACGACCUCUUAUAAUACGCUUGGCAGCAACUUGGUGAAAGCCCAGCAGACAACGAAUCCACAGCAGCAGCAGCAGCAAAUACAUGUAGUAAACGCGACCGGUCAAGUUCGCGGUCCAAGCCACAAAAGCGCAGUGGUAAAUGCGACAACAGUUGCGGCGGCCACUCCAAACAGUAACAACAGUGCGGUAGUAAGCAGCGGUGGGAGCAGUGUCACCGCAGCGACAGGAGUCCAGCAGGUCAUUACCACCAGUAUGUCGCCGGGCGUGCUACCGGGAGGUGGAGGUGCGGCGCAGGGCCCGCCGCCUCCCCCGCCCCAGGGCCAGGCGCAGCUACAGCGGCUAAAGGUCGAGGAUGCGCUCAGCUAUCUCGAUCAGGUGAAAUACCGGUUCGGCAACCAGCCGCAGGUGUACAACGAUUUCCUCGACAUAAUGAAAGAGUUCAAAUCUCAAAGCAUCGACACACCGGGCGUUAUUCAGCGCGUGUCGAACUUGUUCCGCGGCCACCCGGAAUUGAUCGUCGGCUUCAACACGUUCCUGCCGCCCGGCUACAAGAUAGAGGUGCAGGCAAACGACCAGGGAUGCUAUUUGUUCCAGGUGUCCGUGUCCGUACAACCGACGGCAUCAUCGGGCGGUGCUUCUGUGGCACCGCAACCCUCACCGCACAAGUACAAUACAAUCUUCCAGGGCGGCGGUCAAAUAGUGCAAUCGACAGGCGGUAGCGGAACUGGAGGAACGAACGUAGUAACCGCUAGCUCUGGUGGGAAUGCUGCGGCCGGCGGAGGUACGACCGGAGCCGUCAAUCUCAUGGCUUACGGCGGUGGUCAUGCAGCGACAGCAACGCCAGGCGGGGCCAGUGUGCCCGUGCACGGCGGAGCAUCGCUGCAGCAGCCCACCGGUGGUUCGGCCGGAGGCAACGCCAGUCCAGCCACUGCACAGAACGCGCAGCAAUCACUUACUACCACGACGACGACAGCGGGUGCAGCUGGAGGAGGAGGUCCACAAGUGGCACAAAACUUUUCCGCACGCAGCGAUCACCACCGCGAACGUACGAUAUCGACCGGAUCGGCCGCAAGCAAUGCCAGUCUUCCUGCGGGAGUCACGUCUGCAUCGUCGUCGGCGUCGUCGACCUCGACGACAGUGGAUGCCUCAGCAGGAGCGGGCGGAGGUGGGACGGUAGUGACAGGCGGUCAGACGGCGCCACCACCACCCCCACCAGCCACCAGCAUCCAUCGGAUAUUAACGCAGCAAAUUAUAUCGCAACAGCAAGCGCCGGGUGUAGCGAUUGGGGGCAGCAGUAUGGUCCCGACGGCGGGUGGUGGCAUGGUGUCAGCACCGACGCAGGUACAGCACCACCAACAAACAACCCUGCAGCAGGUGCACCCACCACCGGAGGCACAGACGGCCACCGUCACGACGACAGUGGUGCCAACGCCGAUGGCUGCCACCGCGAAUCAGCCGGUCGAGUUCAAUCAUGCCAUUACGUACGUGAACAAAAUCAAAAACCGGUUCCAUACGCAGCCGGAAAAGUACAAACGGUUCCUGGAGAUUCUGCACACCUACCAGAAGGAGCAGAAAACGUACAAAGAGGGCGCCCAGAGCGGGUGCCUGACCAACGCGAAGCAGCUCACCGAGGCCGAGGUGUACACGCAGGUGGCGCAGCUGUUCGACAAUCAGGAAGAUUUGUUGCGCGAGUUCGGCCAAUUCUUGCCCGACGCAACCAGUCACCAUAAUCAGGCGGCCAUGCAGCAACAGCAGCAGCAGCAGCAGCAUCACCUCACCUCAUCGGGCAAAAGCAACUCGCACAAUCUCGUGGUAAACGCUUCGAUGCAUGACCAUCAGCAGCAUCCGCCGCAAUUGAGUGGCCCGGGCGCUGGUGGCACUACCGCAAUAGUUGGCCUGGGGAGCGGUGCUUCCGUUCCCGUGGUUCACGGGGCCGGCAAGAAGUUGGGGGGCAAUUCCGGCAUCGGAGGCGGCGGUCUCGCAAGCCUGAAGGUGUACAACAGUAUGCAAGCCACGGGCCUGGCACGGCUGCAGCAGGAACGAGACUAUUCGACGUUGGGAGCGGCUGACAGCGUUGGCGGAAUGCAUGGCACGGGAGUCGGUGGCAGUAUGCCUCCGGGAGGUGGCGGUAUUCCCGUGGUGGGCAGUGCUAUUCGAACGGCGGGCGGGACCAUGAUCGGCACGGGAGGAGCAGCUGUAAUGGUGGAGAAGGAUCGUAAUCAUCAUAUGGGAAGCGUGACCGGCAGUGGACCACCGGGCAGUGGUAGUGGCAGCGCAGGCAGUCUGAACACGAAGUACAUUCACGGCACGGCCAUGUCCGGCAUGAAUGCCACUGGUGCACUGGUGGGCGGGAAUGUGCUUCCUCCCGGCGGCGGUGGUGGUGUUGGUGUUGGCGGUGGUCCCAACGCCGUCUCAAACGUAAUGGCAAACCUAGUGUCGGCCAGUGUCGGUGGAGCUAGUGGUGGUGGUGGAGCAGGAGGGGGCGUGAACGCGAUCAAACGAUCACCCUCGUACGCGUCGCAGAUGGGAUUCGUUGGGCCGGGAGUGGGUGGCCCGACCGGGCACGGCAAUAACAUGAGCUCAGCGCGAGAUCGUGGCGACGGUACUGGACCACCGCCCAUGAAGCGGCACAAACCGAUCUGCCGCGAUGUAUCGCUGGCGGAAGCGUCCAAGUACGGCACGCUGAACGAUUACGCGUUCUUCGACAAGGUCCGCAAGGCGCUGCGCAGUCCGGACGUGUACGAGGACUUUUUGCGCUGUCUGACCCUUUACAACCAAGAGAUUGUCUCAAAGUCGGAACUGCAGACCCUGAUCACACCAUUUCUGAGUCGCUUUCCGGAUCUGCUGAAGUGGUUCCAGGACUUCCUCGGACCGUCCUCCGGUACCGGGGGCGGUGGAGCGAACGAAUGCAUACCGCUGACAGCUGCCGCAGCGGCCGCCGCACGCCAGGACCGUGACCGAACGCAAAGCGAACUGGCGGCGGACGUUGAUCUUUCCACGUGCAAAAGAUUCGGCGCGAGCUACUGUGCCCUGCCGAAAUCGCACGAAGGCGUAAAGUGUUCGGGGCGCACGAGUCUUUGCCGGGAUGUGCUGAACGACACGUGGGUGUCCUUCCCAACCUGGGCGGAAGACUCCACGUUCGUAACGUCGCGCAAAACGCAGUACGAAGAGUUCAUCUACCGCUGCGAAGACGAGCGCUUCGAGCUGGACGUGGUGAUCGAGUCGAACAGUGCCACCAUCCGUGUGCUGGAAGGCGUCCAGAAAAAGCUCACCCGUAUGUCGCAGGACGAGGUGAGUCGAUUCCGGCUGGACGAUUGUCUGGGCGGAACCUCGGCCACCAUUCACCAGCGAGCGCUGCGGCGGAUUUACGGCGACAAAGCGGCAGACAUUAUACAGGGUUUGAAGAAAAACCCUUCCGUUGCGGUUCCGGUCGUGUUGCGGCGCAUGAAGGCCAAGGAAGAGGAAUGGCGAGAAGCACAAAAGAGCUUCAACAAGCAGUGGCGAGAGCAGAACGAAAAGUAUUACCUUAAAUCGUUGGACCACCAAGGCAUCAACUUCAAGCAAACGGACAUCAAAGCCCUCCGAUCGAAAAGUUUGUUCAAUGAAAUUGAGACACUUUUUGAUGAGGUGAGUUACAUGAAGCGCCAUGAACAGAACGACGAUUCGGCGGCCGUCCCGCAGGCCAGCGGGCCCCAUAUGACAAUACCGUACAAAGACAAGACAAUACUGGAAGAUGCGGCCAAUCUGCUCAUACAUCACGUGAAGCGGCAGACGGGGAUUCAAAAGCAGGAGAAAGCUCGGAUAAAGCACAUACUGCGACAGUUUGUGCCGGAUCUCUUUUUCGCUCCACGGCAGCAGCUCAGUGAGGAUGAGCGAGAAGAAGACGACAAGGAUACGGAAAUGGAGCAAGACGAAGAUAUUAGCAGCAGCGCGGGCAAAUCAUCUUCUACCAGCGUUAAGAAAGCGGCUUGCGCCUCUGCGCCAAACUUUUCUGGCAGCAGCAGUAUCAGCAAUUUCAAUCCUUCCAGUGGGUCGUCAGCAACCACUUUCGAUGUGUCAGCAGCAGCUGAGUCGGAAGGAGGAUUGUCGAAAGAUAGUGAUCAUCAUAGCAAAAGCGCGGGCGAUGGCGGUGGUGUAUCAGCGACGCCAAAGGCAACUGCUUCCUCCGAAACAGUUCAACUGACGGCAGUUGGUGGUAUGAGCACCGGGUCGUCUGCUUUAUCCUCCUCCACAAAUACAACGGCACCCAGCUCGGAAGUCUGCGCCGGGAGUGGUAGUCAUGCUGUUGCUACAAAGGCAGACAGCAAUGGUAGCGGUGGUAAUGUUAGUGCGACGGGUGGUACCGAGGACGAUGGCACUGCCGGCGAUAAGUCAACGACAAUAAAAAUGGAAAUUAAGGAAGAAAGCGAGCAGGAGGGCGCAGCAAGCUCUGCUGCUGGUGGAACAUCAUCCUCAUCACCGCAGCAACCCAUGAGUCCACCACUGCCUCCGCAUGCCGUGAGCAAACAUAUCGAAGAAGCAUAUACACUAUUUUUCACCAACAACAGCUGGUACCUGUUCCUCCGACUGCACGCCAUCCUAUGCGAACGCUUGCGCACGAUUUACGAGCGUGCGCAAAUAAUAGCCGCCGAAGAGCGCGCGUACGAGAGUACACGCAACAACAGCACCGCCACCGCGCUUCGGCUAAAACCCAAGAACGAAAUCCGCAUCGAGGAGUACUACAACAUCUUCCUGGACAUGUUGAAAAAUCUGCUCGACGGCAACAUGGAAUCGAGCAGCUACGAGGACACGCUGCGGGAGAUGUUUGGCAUUCACGCCUACAUCGCAUUUACGCUGGACCGGGUGGUACAAAACGCUGUACGGCAGCUGCAGCACUGCGUCACGGAACGAGGGGCGCAAGAGUGCGUCGAGCUGUUCCAGGCCGAGCAGAGGCGGGGUGGAGCGGGGGGGCUUUGCCGCACGGCAAACCGUCGUACGGCGACCGAGCUCGCCUACCAGCGAAAAGCCGAAGCAGCACUGCAGGAUGAAAACUGUUUCAAAAUAUACAUUUAUAAGAUCGAUUGCCGGCUAACGAUCGAACUGCUGGACACCGAAUCGGACGACACUGCUACUAAUUUCGCCAACGCGCAGGCCUACGGCUCGUACGUCAACCGUCUCUCAAACCCAGCCGCCACCGGUACCGGCAGUGAUAGUGGUGGUGGUGGUGGUGGAGGUGGUGGUGGAGGUGGAGGAGGUGGGGGUAGUGUUGUAGGCGGCGGUACUACUAGUGGAAGUGGUGUCUGUGGAAGUGUUGGUGGUGCUGGUGUUGUCGCUAACAGUAGUAGUAUUAGUGGCAGUGGAGACGCUGUUGGUGCAUCAUUGAUUUCGAACAACAGCAGCAGCAACAAUAGCAGUAGUGGUGGUGUUGUGAAUCAUAAUAAUGCCCCCGCCGGAUCCGGAUCUUCCAAAAUGGGAAACAGCAGCAGUAAUAGCGCUGGUGGCGUUACCGGAAGCACAACAUCAAAUGCCGAAGUGAAAACGGAAACUCCCGAUGAGGAGCUGGUCAAACAAACUGUUUAAGAAUGUAUACACAAUUUGAACGCAAAGCUUCUUACGAUACAAACGAAACUAAUUCCACAAAUCAUGAUCUUGAAAGGGGGGACGCGAGCGAACACGUACCGUGACGUGACCACUGCAAGACUCGUGUGCAACUGCAACUACUACUACUACUACCACUACCACUACCACUACUUGCUCUUCUACCACAAUCUGUUAUCAGUUCUGAUCUUUAAUGAACUGCUCGAGAUUAGUCUUUGGUUUGGAUGAGGGUUAGAUAGAGGGUGCACAAGGAGGCGGAAGGCAAAAGGUGUCUCCUCUGUGGACAAAAAAUGGUUGGAAGAUAAUCAGUGAGCAGUGCUCGUUUGCUAAAUCGUUAAAACCAAAUUGUUCAAGUAAGAGAGAGAAGAGCGAUCAUCAGUCCCUCUCCCCCCUGUGUGAUGCUUUAUUUAUUUUCAUGUUAUCAAUUGUUCUUCAAACCAACCGCGCCGAGAUUAGUUAGUUAGUGAGUGGAGGAAAAGAACAUCACCUUCCUCUCGUAGCAGAACAUGCAAGUCAAAUCAAUUAGAGCAUGACAAAGCAAGAUGCCUCUAGGUGGACAAAUCAGUUCCUUAUUAUCUACCUUCUCGGAGCGUAUGUAUUUGUCUGGAGAGAGAAGAGAGAGAGAGAGAGAGAGAGAGAGAGAGAGAGAGAGAGAAAAAGGUACUCCACAAAGUUGAACAGAUGUAUAUUUUUGGUGAAUGGAAGAAUAAAACAAACAGAAAGGAAGCUGUAGGAACAGCCGGAAUAGGGAAACGGAAACAGGCAUAAUAACCGGCCGGCUUUUUGCUACACACACAAUGCUCCACGAUGCACACGUUUCGUAUGGAGCUUCCCUCUAUCGGUAGGAAAAGCCCUCCCCCGGAAUGGGAACUGUGAUUUCGUCUUUGAGAAUACAAUAUACAUAAUAACUUUAAACAGUUUAGUGUAAUAACUCACAUCAACACACAGUUCAUUGGUUGUGGAGCCUAGUGAUCAGCAUCAUCAUAGGGUAGUAGGACAGGACGUGCUUUCUUUGUGUGUGUGCUGUACGGAAAGCGGCUCAAACCAGAGAUGGGAUUUUCUGUUCAAUUUUUGCCAUAUGAAAACGAGAUAUGUUCCUCGGAAGGAUGAAGAAUGGUAGGGCAUGCCGAGCGAGGCGAAGGUAUAUUAUGCUGCUGCUGGAUAGCGAAGGCAACGGAGUCGUAAAACAAUUGAAUGUACAGACGCACGAGGAAGAGUAGACCUUUGUGAAUAAAUAGAAUCGUCUCGCUAUCAAUCGUAAGACAAGACAUUAAAGGAAACACAAUCUCUGUAUAUAGGAUGCUUCUUGAUGCUGAAUAAUAUUUUUAUUUAUAACACAGAUCCGGAGACUGAGCGAGAAGGAUAAGGGAGUGUUAAAGGUUUAAUCAUUUGUAAAUAGUCACCCCCGAGCGUGUUGUUUUACCUCUCUAAUAACUCUACUCGGACAUUGUGUUUGAAACAAGGCAAAACGAAGAAGAACACAGCUAUGAACAGUAUUCGGAAGGGGGCGAAACGGAAAAAAAGGGCCCAGAAUAAUGAGCAGUUUUAUACGCAAACACACACACACACACCCACACUCACAUGCUUUGAACUAAGUUUUGCGAAGAGCACUCGCAGUUCCCAAGGGAGAGUGAGAGAGAGCGAGAGAGAGAGUUCAUGUAAUAUUUCUUCCGGUAAUUUUAUCCGUGGAUUAUUGUGUAUUAUAUGUAAAAAAGCAAGCAUAUUUAAGCAUCUUAAGUGUAAGAAAGUCAGUCUUUACUAUCGUCUAGCAGCAUCAGCAGCAAGCAUCAGCAACACGUGUGUGUUGGUUGUCCUGUCUGAUUGAAUGUUUCUCAAGCAAAACAAGGCAUGAAUGAUGAACAAUAAGAAAAGAAAAUUUGCAAAUAUUAAA